CAGGCCCCCGUAGGCCUUGUGCAGGGCCUUACUGCACCGCCACUGGGCUACAUAUAUACAUCACCCAUACCACAUUCAGGAGCGCAACAGCUCCGAACAAGAUUUCACUCCCAGAAUCUGAGCUUCCGGCAUCUUCUACACCCGCCUAUCCAGCUCGCUCGCCUGAGCGUCGCAACCCUCUGAGCAGCCUCCAGCGACCAUGUCCGGACGCGGCAAGGGCGGCAAGGGCCUGGGCAAGGGCGGUGCCAAGCGUCACCGCAAGGUGCUCCGCGACAACAUUCAGGGCAUUACCAAGCCCGCUAUUCGCCGUCUGGCUCGCCGUGGCGGUGUGAAGCGCAUCAGCGGCCUGAUCUACGAGGAGACGCGCACCGUGCUGAAGACUUUCCUGGAGAACGUUAUCCGCGACUCGGUCACUUACACAGAGCACGCCCGCCGCAAGACCGUCACCGCCAUGGACGUGGUCUACGCGCUCAAGCGCCAGGGCCGCACCCUGUACGGCUUCGGCGGCUAAGCCGGCGGCUGGAAAGCUGCUGGUGCCGCCGUGAGUGAGGGAAUCUGCUGCUACAGCGGCGCUGGGCUGAGCUGCAGCUGCUGGGAGGCGGAGCUCUCAUCAACGGACGGCAACCCCCUCAACCAAAAAACAAACCCGGUGUUUAUCAACACCACCAACCAUGUUGCGAGGUGUGGGUCGUGGGGUGGUGCGAUGCUUGGGGCGGUGCGCCUUGUUGGGAGGUGCAGCCUUGAUACCGAACGCGGUCAUGCUGCUGAAUGCGAACAGACAGCGCGGGAUGCGGGGAUAGCACUUGCUCGGGGUAG
Messenger RNA from Chlamydomonas reinhardtii, 816 nucleotides. RefSeq lists its product as uncharacterized. Gene Ontology annotation, molecular function: structural constituent of chromatin; DNA binding; protein heterodimerization activity. The coding region runs from base 200 to 511 and encodes 103 amino acids. Lineage: Eukaryota; Viridiplantae; Chlorophyta; Chlorophyceae; Chlamydomonadales; Chlamydomonadaceae. Gene Ontology annotation, biological process: nucleosome assembly. Gene Ontology annotation, cellular component: nucleosome. The transcript has a single exon. The record is from RefSeq and is a predicted model, not a curated record.